AUGUUUCAGGGACUCAGAAAUCGAUGCGCUUUAGCGUGCGUGUUCAUCGCAGCUGUGGCUGCGCAAACUACGGUCACCGUGAGUGGGACCGCCAGUCAUCCCAUCCCAUCUACCCUCUUUUUACAAAAUCGCGCCUUUCAGCAAGUGACUGCCAAUACGACUGCUGCGCUGUAUGCAUGGAGUGCAAUCAAUAAUGCUGCCAUCAACGUCAUUGCAGAUCCCGUGCCUGUCUCUUCAGCACUACCGAACUCUCUUCAGCUCACCAUUCCCCAAGGCUCCACUGGGCAAGUUGGUUUCGGCAACGAAGGUUAUUGGGGUAUCAAGGUAGAUGCUGACUGGACUUACAAUGCUUCUUUCUAUUACAAAUUCCCCACAAGCUCGAGUUUUGAAGGAAGCAUAACUGUUGGCCUUCAGAGCUCUACUGGACAAAUAUACGCUUCAGCAGCUGUACCCAUCAGUGGAUCUCAAACCGCAUGGGAACAGGUCGCAGUGUCUUUGAAACCUAGUACUUCUCCAACCUCUACUGCUAACAACUUCACAAUUACUGUCGACGGAGUUUCCGCGGCUGGUCAGACGAUCGACUUCGCAAUGUUAUCCCUUUUCCCACCAACAUUUAAAAACCGAGCAAAUGGCUUGAGAAUCGAUAUUGCAAAUACUCUUUAUGAGAUGAAACCUUCGUUCUUCCGACUCCCUGGUGGCAACAACCUUGAGGGACAAACCACUGCUACCAGGUGGCAGUGGAAUGCGACCGUAGGCGCUCUCGUAGAUCGACCAGGUCGAAUGGGCGACUGGGGCUAUAUCAACACAGAUGGUCUUGGUCUUCUGGAAUACAUGUAUCUGUGUGAAGACUUGGAACUACAGCCUAUUAUGGCUGUAUGGGCAGGUUACUCUCUUGGUGGCACGAGCCUUGCAGAAGAUGAACUUUGGCCAUAUAUUCAACAAGCUAUUGAUCAGAUCAAUUUUGUUAUUGGUGAUCCUUCUGAAAGUGCUGCAGCGGCUUUAAGAGCAUCUCUUGGCCAUCCGGAGCCUUUCACGCUAAAUUAUGUUGAGGUUGGAAAUGAGGAUUUCUUUGCAUCGACUUCAUACAUAUACCGAUGGAGAGAUUUUGCAGGCAACCUGACAGCAUUGUUCCCACAGAUUAAUUUUAUCGCCACCACUUAUCCCUUCGAUCCUAUCAUCGAGCCCACUCCAAAGCAGUAUGACAACCACGUUUACCAAACACCUACCUGGUUUGCAGAAAACUCUUUUUACUAUGACUCGUUUGAGCGCAACGGGACAUAUUACUUCCAGGGCGAAUAUGCAGCAAUCUCUACGAAUGCCACUAACCUGUAUGGUACCGUUUCGGAAGGGCGUCUUAUGUAUCCUACCAUGCAGAGUUCUUCGGGAGAAGCUGCCUAUAUGACGGGGUUCGAAAGGAAUGCUGAUAUUGUCUUUGCAGCAUCCUAUGCACCCCUUUUGAUGAAUACGGCUGAUUACCAAUGGACGCCAAACCUUGUUUCUUUCGAUGCAGCCAAUGUUUACCCUUCAACGAGUUACUAUGUUCAACAGCUCUUUAGCAUCAACCGCGGUGACGAAUAUUUGCCAAGCACUCUUCCCGACGCUAAUGGAACUGUAUUCUGGAGUGUCACGCGGAAUGUAACUGCAGGCGAGGUUUUGAUCAAGAUCGCCAAUCCCGUUGGAACUGUCAGUGACCUGACCUUCAUCCUACCAUACACCAAUGUGUCUCCCACCGGGAUAUCUACGGUCUUGACAGGCCCUGAAACUGCCAGCAAUUCGCCUUCGACGCCCGACGCCGUGGUACCUGUAACAUCUACCAUCACAACAGGGGCGACCUUCAAUUAUACAGUGCCAGGCUACAGCGUCAGUGUGCUUACAGUAAAAGCAAGCUGAUCUUUUUCUAUUCACAUAAAUUGUCGUCUUUUUUAUGUACAAAGCGUAAAUCAAUUGGUGGUUGUGGCACUUACUGUUGGGCAGGGCCGUUGGCGAGUUUCUUGAUAAUGGAGAACACAUGAUUGCACAUUCCUUUUUACUUUAGAUCCUGAUUCACAAGACCUAAGGUAUUACGUUGCUUUCAGAUCUGUAGACAGUGUGGGAUACAUUCAAGUUGGACAGGCAUCAUCUUACGCCGUUCAUGGUCUCGUUUGCUUUUUUAAGGUCACAUUAUUGACUCAAUAAAUUUGACAGGUUUUCAUUCUACAAGCCGAGGCUCCACCUCCGCAGUCUAUAGGGCACAUAAUCUAUCGCUACUCUUAUCGGUGCCAUCGUCACCGUUAUCAUCAAGAUAGGAAGGCUUUCACGCAGAUCUAUGCAUGUUCACGCGCCCACGAAUGGCUCGUGACCAGUGACCACAAUGCCUUUUGUCAUGCUUCUCUUCGCAUGAAUUUAUAACAAGAUCAACUCCCCCGAAAACCCAGUUCAUCUCCACAUCCUGUCACAUGCAACCAAAGUCCCAGGCCUUAUUUUCUUAAGCGGGCAGACGCCCGUUGGCAAGGAUGGUAAGGUCGUAGCAGGAGGAAUACAGGAACAUACUGCCCAAUGCUUUACAAACUUGGGGAAUGUUCUCACCGCCGCAGGCUCAUCCUGGGAUAGAGUGGUCAAGGUAAAUGUGUACCUUAAAGAUAUGGACGAUUUCUCAGCUAUGAAUGAGAUUUACGAGACAAUGCUACCUACUCCAAAACCAGCCCGAACUUGUAUUCAAGCAGCAAAAUUACCCAACGAUGUGGACGUUGAGAUUGAAGCCAUUGCUGCUACCUAAAUACUGCUGUGCGCAAUUGACAAAGCGUUCAUCAAUCAAAUGGAAAUAUCCUCUUGAUACAAAAAGAUCGGAGAUGGAAUUGGAUAUCAUAAAAAUUUACGCGGUACCCAAAGCUUUCGCAACAACUUCUGUGAUAUCGGAUAUCAGUUCCCUACCCACACUGAGGACCCUGUCCAUAGCAAGUAUAGGAUGAGGAGCCUUUGCGUAAACCUUGUGAGAUACUUCCACCCCGACUUGUUUGAGCUUCUCGCCAUACGCGAGACCCUCGUCUUUCAGGAUGUCUAAUUCCAUAACAGCGAUCCAAGUUGGAGGACUCUUGGCCAACAAUUCGUUUGGUGCAAAUAUAGGCGAGCUGUCCCACUUAGCCUGAUCUUCCGGAUUAGGCAGAUAGUUGCGGCGGAACCAGAGCAUACGCCCAAUAUUAAGCCACGGCGUGUUAGCAUUCUCAAGCCAAGACUUGUACGGUUUACCGGUCUCAGAGGCAGUGUUGUCGGUAACUGGAACGAUCAACACUUGAGAGACAAGGGGAAUA
Molecule: messenger RNA, 3287 nt
Organism: Serpula lacrymans var. lacrymans S7.9
Lineage: Eukaryota; Fungi; Basidiomycota; Agaricomycetes; Boletales; Serpulaceae
Product: glycoside hydrolase family 51 protein
Exons: 28
Coding region: 1-1890 (629 amino acids)
Biological process (GO): L-arabinose metabolic process
Molecular function (GO): alpha-L-arabinofuranosidase activity
Source: RefSeq, a predicted model, not a curated record